Molecule: messenger RNA, 378 nt
Organism: Strongyloides ratti
Lineage: Eukaryota; Metazoa; Nematoda; Chromadorea; Rhabditida; Strongyloididae
Product: DM DNA-binding domain-containing protein
Exons: 1
Coding region: 1-378 (125 amino acids)
Biological process (GO): regulation of DNA-templated transcription
Molecular function (GO): sequence-specific DNA binding
Source: RefSeq, a predicted model, not a curated record
AUGCUGCGGUUUGAACCUUUUAAUGCUUUUUCGGCUUUAAAUGUUGCUGCAGUUUCUGGAUUUAAUACAGAUACAUUAAAGACUGGAACACAGAAACGUGUUUAUUAUUGUCAACGAUGUCUUAAUCACGAUAGAUUGGAACCAAGAAAAAAUCAUAAAUGUGAAUGUGCAUAUGCUAAUUGUAGUUGUCCUAAAUGUAUUUUAGUUGAAAAAAGACGUGUUUUAAAUACACAAUUACAUGAAUUAGAAGAUGUAUCUGAGUCCCCAAUAAAUUUGGAACAUGUAAAAAAAGAAGUUGAUGAUAUAUAUAAUGAUAAUGGUGAUGAUAAUGGAUCUUCAUCUGAGCAUUCUGCUGGUGGAAGAAUUAAAGGAGGUUAG